AUGUUGGUCCCGCUGUCUCGCGUGCUGGUGGCGGCGCUGCUUGCCGGUGGUCUGGGCCGGCGUGGCCUCAAGAAGCAGUCGCUGGACGUGUCGGGCGCUGCCGCCGCCUGCUUCGUGGGUUUCUUCACGCUCGCGUCGGGCUACCGCUUCGGUCUAUUGCUGCUGGGCUUCUACUUCUCCGGCAGUAAACUCACCAAGGUGCGGGCCAGUGUCAAGCAGCAGCUAGAUGCCAACUACAAACCCGGCGGCCAGCGAUCAGCCCGUCAGGUGCUGGCCUGUAGUCUCCUGGCCACCUUCAUCGCCGUCUACGCCGUUAUCCGAUUCGGAGACGACGACGUGGCCCUCGAUUUCAAGCGCGCCCCAGAGCGCAGCUACCUAUUGGCCAGCUUCAUCGGUCACUACGCUUGCUGCGCGGCCGAUACGUGGGCAUCCGAGCUGGGCGUGCUCAGCAAGAGUGAGCCCCGACUCAUCACGACGUUGCGACGGGUACCGCCGGGCACCAAUGGUGGGGUGUCCAUGCUGGGUCUGGCGAUGUCGGCGUUGGGCGGGGCCUUCAUCGGUGUGCUGUACUACGCUGGUAGUCUUCCCUCCGGGACGGCGCAGCUCCAGGUCGUCACGCUGGGCGCCGUGACCGGGCUGUUCGGCUCAGUACUCGACUCGAUACUCGGCGCAACGGUGCAGGCCACAUACUUCGACCGGUCGUCGCGCAAAAUCUGCGAUGAGAAUGCGCCGCAAGGCGACGUCGAGCACGUGUGCGGCAUCGAUCUCCUGAGCAACGAACAGGUGAACGUGGUGUCUGUACUGGCGACGACGGCGAUCAGCGGCGUGGUGGCCACUUAUCUGUUCCCGUGA
Messenger RNA from Phytophthora nicotianae INRA-310, 852 nucleotides. RefSeq lists its product as hypothetical. Lineage: Eukaryota; Oomycota; Peronosporomycetes; Peronosporales; Peronosporaceae. Gene Ontology annotation, cellular component: membrane. The record is from RefSeq and is a predicted model, not a curated record. The transcript has 2 exons. The coding region runs from base 1 to 852 and encodes 283 amino acids.